AGAGAAGACAGCCAGCCGGCGAGAGCUAGAAGAAAGGGGUCUAGAAGCCACUUCAAGCACAGUAGUGGGGGCGCAGCAACAGCAACAGAGAGCCCGACGGAGUUAGGACCGCUCGGAGAGUCCAGGUCUCGAGGUAGUAUACGGUUUGCAAUCCUACUUACUGCCAGUUGCUGAAGAUUUUGCUUUUAAGUGAAACGUACAUGCCACCCAUCCGUGGGCUGCUGCUUCUCUGAGCUUGCUUCCCCCCCUCCCCUUUCCUCCACCUCUUUCCCUCCUCCUGUUUUCUUGUCUCACUCUCCCUUUAAUUUGUGUGCGCCCCUAAGUUUGUGAGAGAGCUCCCUGACCACACUGAGGCAGGGUCCGUCCGGGCAAGGCGCCGGGGGCGGGGGAGGCUGCGCUGGGGGAAUUGCAAUCCAGAAGGAUCUCGGGCCAUGUAUAUUUCAUCAAAUGGACUUUCCAAGUGUCUCGUCUGCCAGCCAUCAACGCUAUGUGCGGUGACAUUUCUGACUUGAGUAGAGGAAUGCGUGAAGGGAGCCCUGGCGAAAUUGGUACUAGAGGAUCUCCUUGGCGCCAGUGCUAAUUGUCCUGAUUUAUGUCCCUUCUGAGUGCGCUCAACGUCUUCAUCGGAGAUAAAAUGAGAGCGGUGCCAAGCGGGGCAGAGCCGCCUGAGUGCUGCAUCUGAUCGCGGGGAGUCCGGGCAUCCAGGAGUCCUGCAGCUCUUCAGACCAAACAAGCGAGCAAACACAAAAAGGGAACGAAAGAAAGAAAGGAGGGGGUGGAAAUAAAGAAAAUACUACGGCCACCAGGAAAGCCUCAGUAAAAGUUUAAGGCGAAAAGUGGGAGAGGUGGCCCAGGAAGUCGCAAAGGAGAGUGAGCAACUGGGGAGACUGAGGUGGACUGCAAUUUUAUUCUUAUUAUCAUCAUCACAUUUUUGGAGGGAGAGGCACCUUUCCUUCUCUCUCUCUCUCUCUCUCUACCUCUCCUCCCACCCCUUUCCCCCCUUCUCCACUCCCCCUAUCUACCUGUCAAAGUCACUGAUCUUUUUGCAUUUCGGAAGAGGAGGACACCGAGGAGGAAUUCCCUCUCUGGGGUCUCAGCUUUGAAAGGGCCAACUCCUCCCGGGAGCCAGUUCUUUCCCUUCGGCACCGGGCGAAGGUAAUUAAGCAGCGGGGCGUCGAUUGCUGUUGUGGGGGCUCCCUUUCCACCACCCUCUUCCUAGCCCCCAGCCCCACGCCCUCUCCUCUGGACUUCUGGAGGCAAGUGGAGCAACCCUGCGGCGGUGGGGGCGAGCUCGGCGGCUCCUACUGGACCCCCAGAACCCCUCCUACUCUGUCCGCCCCUGUGCCGGGUCCCCGCGCUCGCCGGAGGAGGCACGGCGGGGGAGAGCAGCCUCCGCCCGGCAGCCGCGGGCUCCGAUGCUGCCGUUGCCGCCACUGGACGCGGACGAGGCUGGGAAGGUCCGCGGCAAGGAGCCGUCUGCUCGCCUCCCGCCUACUGUAACAAGGGCAAAUGGUCCACACGGGUGUUGGUGCCAGAAGAAAAGAAUGAUUGAUGGGAAACAGACACGGGCUGUAGACACUCAUCCUUUUGCUUCAGAUACUGAUUUAUCAGCGACUCUGGGCAUCCCUUGUGAGCCGUGAACACCGAGAAGGAUCACUCAGGGUUAUCGGCAGUACAACUGAAGACCUACCACUUUGCUAAAUUAUUAUCCCUUCUUGGACAUCUGUUACAACAACAACAAGAAAAAAUAAAAUAAAACAAAACAAGACCCAACAGUCCUAGAGAUAUGUUCUAGGACAAAGAAAAAAAACCUUAGGGUUGUUUUAAAGGCUGUCAGAUGAGAAUCAUAGGCUUGCACCAAAGUCCUCAACUUACACAAAAAAGCACUAUAUUCUAAGACGUCACCACUCUUGGUUUUGGAACCUACUUUGGGGCCUCUUUGGGUGCAUGAAGUUUUAAAAAUAUACAGACCAACCUAUAAAAAGAAAGCAAAGUCACAGUCUACCAACUUUGUUUCAGUUCUGGUGAAGUUUUCCAAGGAGUUAGAGAUGUAUUUGUCAAGAUUCUUAUCUAUCCAUGCCCUUUGGGUUACUGUGUCCUCAGUGAUGCAGCAUUACCCAUCAGUGUGGGGACACUAUGAUGUGUGUAAGACUCAGAUUUACACGGAAGAAGGGAAAAUUUGGGAUUACAUGGCUUGCCAGCCAGAAGCUACUGACAUGACAAAAUAUCUGAAAGUGAAAUUGGAUCCCCCUGAUAUUACCUGUGGAGACCCACCUGAGACAUUCUGUGCAAUGGGCAACCCCUACAUGUGCAAUAAUGAAUGUGAUGCAAGUACCCCUGAGCUGGCACAUCCCCCUGAGCUGAUGUUUGAUUUUGAAGGAAGACAUCCCUCCACAUUUUGGCAGUCUGCUACUUGGAAGGAGUACCCCAAGCCUCUCCAGGUUAACAUUACUCUGUCUUGGAGCAAAACCAUUGAACUCACAGAUAACAUAGUUAUUACCUUUGAAUCUGGGCGUCCAGACCAAAUGAUCCUGGAGAAAUCGCUUGAUUAUGGACGGACAUGGCAGCCCUACCAGUAUUAUGCCACAGACUGCUUAGAUGCUUUCCACAUGGAUCCUAAAUCCGUGAAGGACUUAUCGCAGCACACAAUAUUAGAAAUCAUUUGCACAGAAGAGUACUCCACGGGGUACAUGACAAAUAGCAAAAUAAUCCACUUUGAAAUCAAAGAUAGGUUUGCGUUUUUUGCCGGACCCCGGCUUCGCAACAUGGCUUCCCUGUAUGGACAGCUGGACACCACCAAGAAACUCAAAGAUUUCUUUACCAUCACAGACCUGAGGAUAAGACUUCUGAGGCCAGCCACUGGGGAAAUAUUUGUAGAUGAGCAACACCUGGCCCGCUACUUUUAUGCGAUCUCAGACAUAAAGGUCUAUGGAAGGUGCAAGUGUAACCUUCACGCCACAGUAUGUGUCUUUGACAACAAUAAAUUGUCUUGUGAGUGUGAGCACAACACUACAGGCCCCGACUGUGGGAAAUGCAAGAAGAAUUAUCAGGGCAGACCUUGGAGCCCCGGUUCGUACCUCCCCAUCCCCAAAGGCACGGCCAACACCUGUAUCCCCAGUAUUUCCAGUAUUGGUAACUGUGAAUGCUUCGGCCACUCCAAACGGUGCAGUUAUAUCGAGCUGCUCAAUACAGUCAUUUGCGUGAGCUGUAAACACAACACUAGAGGGCAGCACUGUGAGUUAUGCAGGCUGGGCUACUUCAGAAAUGCUUCUGCACAGCUGGACGAUGAAAAUGUAUGCAUAGAGUGUUUUUGUAACCCUUUUGGCUCAAUCCAUGACCGUUGUAAUGGCACAGGAUUUUGUGAGUGUAAGACGGGAACAACAGGGCGUAAAUGUGAUGAGUGUCUGCCAGGAAAUUUCUGGCACUUCGGCUGUCACCCCAACGUGUGUGACAAUGAAUUCCUGCACUGCCAGAAUGGAGGGACAUGUCAGAACAAUAUGAAGUGCCAGUGCCCUGCUGGCUACACUGGCAUCCUGUGUGAGAAGUUACGGUGCGAGGAGGCUGGAAGCUGCAGCUCAGACUCUGGCCAUGGGGCAAGGGCCAAGAGCUCCCUCAUUCUGCUCAUGGCUCUGCUAGGAAUGACUGGCCCAUGCCUCUUUUAGGCUCGGUAUACUCUAUGGCCUCAAGUUCAGCCAACUGAUGGGACUGUACCAUGGGAAGCGAAACUCAUCCAAGCUUUUGCUACUAACAUAGAAAAACACACACACACACACACACACACACAUGCACACACACAUGCACACACACGUUGAAAGACAAAAACAACUGAGAAGGCCUAACAGAACCAAGCCAUAUUAAUCAAUUGUGGACAGCAAUUCCGAGUCGAGACUGUUAAUUUCUGACUCCAGACACGUUGGCAGCUGCUGAUAUUAUUACUACAAGUCACAACGCCAGCUGCAGGACUUACUGUGGAUUGAAGGGGUUGUACAAGCCCUCCCCAUUCUCACCCCCAAAACAGGGAAAAAAAGUUAAAAACAAACAAAAAAAAAAAACAAAAACAACCUAGAAACACACACACAAACAUUUAUGCCUCUAAUCUGGUGCGCUCUCUGUACCUCUCUGCCCAGUGUGUGGAUCAACCAAAUAGAAGCAUUCUUUGCUGUCAGUGCAUUGUGGGUAUAAGGAAAUCUGGUCAAAGCUGCCAUAUUGGCCUGCUUCAGUCCCUGAAUCCCUUCCAACCUGUGCUAUAGUGACCGUUGCUCUGUAAUUGUUGGUUGAAAGAUUUCUUUGUCUGAUGUUAGUGAUGCACAUGUGUUACAGCCCCCUUCCAAAAUAUCUCAAGACAGUCAUAUCCUUGUGUAUCUUAGCAGCACGACAUCACUCCAGUGCUGGUGGACACCUACUGUACAAGAGUGGCUAUAAGGGAAAAGAAAAAAAAAGAAAAAAAAGAAGUGUAUCUAUCCUUUUGUAUUCAAAUGAAGUUAUUUUUCUUGAAAUAAUGUGAAAUGUAGAUUUUUUGUAUUAUUGCCAAUUUGUGUUACAAGACAAUCUGUUAAUGUAUUUGAUUCUAAUCAGAUAAGAAUUCAGUUACAUUUCCUUUGUCCUUUUUUUCUUUAGAUUUUGUUUUGUUUUGUUUAAUUGUGCAGAGAUCCCUCUGUAUGAGCAACGUGCUGGCAUCAAAGAAUAUCAGUUUACAUAUAUAAAAAGUGUAAUAAGAUUCCACCAAAGGACAUUCUAAAUGUUUUCUUGUUGCUUUAAUCUGGAAGAUUUAAAGAAUAAAAAUUCCUGCAUAAAUGAUAUCAGGAAUUGGUAUUGCCAUUUCUUAAGAUGAAAAGAAGCCUCCAUUUGGCAGAUCCACAAUCAUUUUUAUUAUUUGUGAUGUGGACUGAACAUACAUUCAGCAGCUGAAUUUAGGACUCAGCAAGAAGGAUUGUCAUUCUUUAUCCCGGACAACGUUGACAAAAUAUGGGACCACUGCCCCUCGAGAAAAAUGUACAAACAAAGGAAAAAAGUUCUAAGGCCUUGCCAAGAUUACAUAAAAGAUUUUUGGCAGCACCUUAAAGGAAAUUUUGCUUAAGUCCUGUGACUUCUCCAGCUUGACAAUGGCACAUGAUUAUAUGGGAUGGUGAACUAAAAAGUCUCUUAAAAUGCAAUGUUUGCAUUAAAUGUCCAUAAGAGGCAACGUGGAGAUUCAGGAAAGUUGCAGGAAAAUGAGAAAUUAGGCAUUUAACUGGGAUAAAUUCAGAUUUAGCAUUUAGAUAAAGUGUCAAAGUAUCCUGCAGCAAGUAGUCACAAAAUGCUACUCUGGUAAAUAAAGUUUGUUUUGAGUAUUGCCCAAA
This is a messenger RNA of Monodelphis domestica (gray short-tailed opossum), 5339 nucleotides long. It is a transcript of the gene NTNG1, whose product is annotated as netrin G1. NCBI's taxonomy places the organism in Eukaryota, Metazoa, Chordata, Mammalia, Didelphimorphia, Didelphidae. Gene Ontology annotation, biological process: animal organ morphogenesis; axonogenesis; tissue development. The record is from RefSeq and is a predicted model, not a curated record.